Penicillium diatomitis is the source of this 2646-nucleotide messenger RNA. RefSeq names its product dynamin-like GTPase SEY1 (gene sey1). Gene Ontology annotation, molecular function: GTP binding; GTPase activity. Gene Ontology annotation, cellular component: endoplasmic reticulum. Gene Ontology annotation, biological process: endoplasmic reticulum membrane fusion. The coding region runs from base 1 to 2646 and encodes 881 amino acids. Lineage: Eukaryota; Fungi; Ascomycota; Eurotiomycetes; Eurotiales; Aspergillaceae. The transcript is spliced from 4 exons. The record is from RefSeq and is a predicted model, not a curated record.
AUGUCUGAACGACCGUCAAGCUUAGCUCGAACACCAACCGCGCCUCCAAUCAUGGCAAAUGGUCAUUUCGCGUCCGUCGGCGACAGCGAUGAUGUCACUCUCUACGAGCACGGAGUGCAGGUGAUUGAUGGUGAUAAGGAGUUCAAUCCCAACUUAUCAAAGUAUCUGUCUCUCGAACAUGUCACGAAUGCCGGCUUCAACUACCACCUCAUCUCCGUGUUUGGCUCACAGUCAACCGGAAAGUCCACCCUGCUCAACCACCUGUUUGGUACGCAAUUCUCUGUGAUGUCCGAAUCGGAGCGCCGGCAAACAACCAAGGGUAUCUGGCUGUCGAAGAAUAAGAAGCAGAGCGAUGCUUCGACAGAGGGGGUCCGGAUGGCGGACAACAUCUUGGUGAUGGAUGUGGAGGGAACCGACGGUCGUGAACGGGGCGAGGAUCAGGACUUUGAGCGCAAGAGCGCUCUGUUUGCCCUCGCGACCAGCGAGGUGCUGAUUGUGAAUAUCUGGGAGCACCAAGUCGGUCUGUAUCAGGGCGCAAACAUGGGCUUGCUCAAGACUGUGUUCGAGGUCAAUCUACAAUUGUUUUUGAAGGAUAAGAGCACAACACAUCGGUCUUUGCUUUUUUUCGUCAUUCGUGACUUCAUCGGCACUACCCCGCUGAAGAAUCUCCAAAAGACAUUACUGGAAGAUCUCGCCCGUCUUUGGUCAACAAUAUCCAAACCUGCUGGACUGGAAAAUUCGACGAUUCAUGACUACUUUGAUUUCCAGUUCUAUGGCCUGCCGCACAAGGGUUACCAGCCAGAGCAGUUCGUGACCGAGACACACAAGCUUGGUUUGCGUUUCCGCGAGGGCCACCGUGAUCCUAAGCGAGACCCGCUCCAAGGGGAGUUCUCUGACAGCGGCGUCUUCCUGCCUGAGUAUCAUCGUAGAAUCCCGGCCGAUGGGUUCUCCCAUUACGCUGAGGGCAUCUGGGAUCAAAUUGUCAACAAUAAGGAUCUGGACUUGCCAACGCAGCAGGAACUACUUGCUCAAUUCCGCUGCGACGAGAUUCUGCGUGAAGUCAUGAUUGGAUUCGAUGAAGCAAUCACAGCAUUUGAGGACAAACAAGCCGAGUCUGUGCGCCUGGGGUCUCCAGAGGUCAUUGGCGGCCUCGGCGUGGCCAUGCGUGGAGCACGCACUAAGACUUUGAAGGGCUUUGAAACCGAAGCUAGUCGUUACCACAAGGGUGUCUACCAGCGGAAGAAGGCCGAACUGGAAGGCAAGGUUGACACGCGUCUCAAGGCACUUCUUCAUGGCCAAAUCUCAGCUGCCCACAAGUCUGGCAUCCAGGAUUUCCGCGAAGCCGUGACUAGCGCGGUCAAGUCCGGCCAGAAGAAGGGCGGUAAUUACGAUUUUGCUGAGAUCGUCAACAAGGAGACAAAAGCCUCCUUGGAGAAAUUCGAGGAGGUCGCGCGGUCCACGGUAGUUGAGGGCACUGCGUGGAGCAACUACAAGCAGGAGCUCAACCUCUUUGAGAAGGAACUGGCUGAAGUGAGUGGUCGUCUUCGACGCGAUGAGAUGAGACGUCUAGCCACUCGUGUAGAACGUUGGGUUCAGUCUCGUCUUGGCGAGUCUGUUGGUCUCGAGUUCAACAGCUUGGGAUCGGGACGUGCUGGCAACGGCGCUCCUGAGAAUGGCGACAAACCUCUGGAGACGACUUUCUGGGAUCGAGUCUGGAAUGUCUUUGUGGAGACUGUCUUGGAUGCCGAGCGACGAUUCACGGAUCGCGCCAGCAGCUUCGACGCCAGCUUGGAAGAGGUUGACGUUGGUUUGUGGCGCUUGCGCCGCAAGUCGUGGGGCGUGCUCCAUGCUAAAAUUGAGGAGGAAAUGAUCGAAGGCAACUUGCUUCUGAAGCUACGUGAAAACUUCGAAGAUAAGUUCCGUUACGACGAGGCUGGUGUACCACGUAUCUGGCGCCCAACAGACGAUAUUGAGGGCAUUUACACACGUGCCCGAGAAUCGACAUUGACAUUGAUUCCUCUUCUGUCGCGAUUCCGCCUUGCCGAGACAAAUGCUCCUCCUCCGUUGGAUCGCUGGAUUGGACAUACCCCCAGCUCUGCGACUCCCGCCGACGAAGAGGAUCUUGCUCCUAUUGGUGGCGUGGAUGAGGAUGAGGGCAAGACGCUCGACGAGGAAAUGACGAUCCUGAGCGAGUCGAAGCGUCAGGAGCUCACUGUUCGCUUCAAGAAGGCAGCCGACGGAGUUUAUGUUGAGGCGAAGCGCAGUGCCAUUGGUGGCAUGACCCAAGUGCCAUUGUACUUCUACGGUCUUUUGUUGGCAUUGGGAUGGAAUGAAAUCGUUGCAGUCCUGCGCAAUCCGGCCUACUUCUUACUGCUGUUUGUGUGCGCCGUCGGUGCCUAUGUUACUUGGCAGCUCAAUCUCUGGGGACCAAUCAUCAAAAUGUCAGAAGCUGCUUCUCAGCAAGCUCUCGUAGAAGGGAAACGGCGCCUGCGUGACUUCCUUGAGCAGUCUGAUACUGGCCGCCAGGCCAUUGCGAUGUCCACCUCGGACAAGACCUCCUCGUCAGGCAAGCAAGAAGAGUACGAGAUGUCUGAUUUGCCCAAGCGGAGCUCCGGCUCGAAGGCCGAUGAUCUGGAUGACCUGUGA